CGGCCGUUGGAGCGGCGGAGGCGCCGGUGCCAUGUCCUCCACCUCCCAGAAGCACAGAGACUUCGUGGCUGAGCCCAUGGGGGAGAAGCCUGUGGGCACCUUGGCUGGCAUUGGGGACGUGCUGGGCAAGAAGCUGGAGGAGAAAGGCUUUGACAAGGCCUAUGUGGUGCUGGGGCAGUUCCUGGUGCUGCGCAAGGACGAGGAACUGUUCCGGGAGUGGCUGAAGGAGACCUGCGGCGCCAACGCCAAGCAGAGCAGGGACUGCUCCGGCUGCCUGCGCGAGUGGUGCGAUGCCUUCCUCUGAGGGGCACAGCUGGCACCUCCCCUGGCGUCCCCCAGCCUUCCCCUGCCCUCCUCUGGCCUCCCCCUGGCAGAGUCCACCCUGAGCUUGGGGGCUCGAAGUGUGCCCCUGGUAGCCUAAAGCCUCUCCCUGGCAGCCCUAACCCAGCCCUUGGUGCCCUAAAGUGUGUCCCUGGCACCCCCUUGGCAUCCCUGGCAGCCUAACCUGACCCCUGGCACCCCAAACCCAGCCCCAGGCGCCCCCAACCAGCUCCUUGGCACCCCUGGCACCCCCCAGCCCUCCCCUGCCUUCCCCUGCCCUCUCCUGGCCUACCCCUGCCAACCUCCACCCAGUGUGCCCUUGGCUGCCCUGGCAACAUAAAUCCACCUCUAAUCCAGCCCUUGGUGGCGUAAAGUGUCUCCUUGGCACCUCGUUGGCAUCCCUGGCAGCCUACAUCCCAAGCCCAGCCCUUGGUGCCCCAAACCAUCCUCUUGGCACUCUAAACCCAUCCUAAACUUCCUCCCCUGGCAUCCUAAACCCAUCCCAAACCCAGCCCUUGGCACCCCAAACCCUGCCCUGGGUGCUCCAAACCAUCUCCUUGGCACCCCUGGCAUCCUGAACCCACCCUAAAGCCUCCUCCUGGCACCCCAAACCCUGCCCUGGGUGCUCCAAACCAUCUCCUUGGCACCCCUGGCAUCCUGAACCCACCCUAAAGCCUCCUCCUGGCACCCCAAACCCUGCCCUGGGUGCUCCAAAAUAUCUCCUUGGCACCCCUGGCAUCCUGAACCCACCCUAAAGCCUCCUCCUGGCACCCCAAGCCCAGCUCUGGGUGCCCCAAACCUUCCCCUUGGCACCUCCUUGGCAUCCCUGGCACCCCAAACCCUGCCCUGGGUGCCCUUAAACCUUUCCCCCCUGCACCUGGCACCCCCAGGCCACCUCUUGGUGCCCCCAGAGCUGCUCCUUGGCCCCCCAGUGCCCAUCCCUGGCACCC
Indicator indicator is the source of this 1271-nucleotide messenger RNA. It is a transcript of the gene BANF1, whose product is annotated as BAF nuclear assembly factor 1. Gene Ontology annotation, molecular function: DNA binding. NCBI's taxonomy places the organism in Eukaryota, Metazoa, Chordata, Aves, Piciformes, Indicatoridae. Bases 32 to 304 code for a protein of 90 amino acids. The transcript is spliced from 3 exons. The record is from RefSeq and is a predicted model, not a curated record.